Angiostrongylus costaricensis is the source of this 1383-nucleotide messenger RNA. NCBI's taxonomy places the organism in Eukaryota, Metazoa, Nematoda, Chromadorea, Rhabditida, Metastrongylidae. The record is from the annotation of a GenBank genome assembly.
AUGGAGCUUAUUUGUUGGAGGCGACUCCUAACCGCCUCCCACAUACGUCGCUCUCACUGGAUUGCAGGUAUUCAAGAUCGCGAUCACGACGUCGGUAUUCAAGAUCGAGAAGCCGGAGUAGGUCACGUGGUAGGUAUCGGCGUCGCUCAAAGUCGCGAAGUAGAACACGUAGUAAAAGUCGAAGUUGUAGCGACGUUCACUACAAACCGAAGACACGCCGAUCUCGUUCGAGAUCUUCUUCACGUAGUAGAAGUCGUAGUAGAACUCGUAGCUAUAGCGGGAGUUCUAGAAGUAGGAGCCGAAGCAGAUCACCAAAAAGACGACUUGGUGCGGAUAAUCGAGGUCGCCCUGGAAGUGGUGUUCCUGCUGGGCAUCAGUCUUGGUUCGUUGGAUCCUCAAGCACAGAAUCAACCAAAAAGUGUAGAUGAUUUUGUUUCUUACUGUCAACAAAUUCAACGUCGUCAAGAUAAGGAAGAUCGCCGUGAAAAGGGUGAAGCAGUAUCUAGUGAUGAUGAUAAAUGCGGGUCAAGAGCUGGUAGCCCAACAUCCUUCAAGCAUCCAUUUGGUGUCAGAACUGCAGGCCAGUCCGAUGGGAUUAAGAUUAACAUUGUAAAUGCUACGUCUAUUUCUACAAAAACUCCACAGGAGCGCGUCCUAGAUUCGUCGCAGUUGCGCUUAGUGUAUCCAGUUUCUUCUGGUAUCACGCAUAAAGAAAAUACAGACAAAUGGACGCCGGUGGUGAAAACUAAGCCCUUGAAAACAUGUUCGGAUGAACAGAAGAAAUAUGUUGGCAUAACGAGUUUAGAGGCGGAACGAUAUCGAGCUGAAGCGAGUUCUUCGACAGAUCACUUGCUACCUCCACCGCCAGCACCGCCGGUUCUUACAGGGCUUGGUGGUCUUCUGCCGCCUCCUCCACCACCACCAAAACUUACUGCAUUUGAUACGCUUCUUCCACCGCCUCCACCUUUGCCACAGUUGCUGGUCCUUCCACCAGAAGAAGAAAUGAUUAUGCAUGAGCCGGAUAAGGUUGAAAUGACUGGGCCACAAGAUGUGGCUAACGUGUUAGCUCGAAGAGCGGAUGCUCAAUUGAAGUUAGCAACCAAUCCGAACGAUUACGAAGCUAUUCGUGUUGUGAAGGAAGUGGAUGAUCAAAUGGCGUCAUGGGCUGCUGCUAAAAAUCUGCCAGGCAAGUACACUGGCUCUACGGGUGUUAACGUACUUUCUCCUGAAGAACUUCAACCACAUGAUCCACGUUACAAUGCGUGGGUUAAAAAGGUAUCCUACUGUAGCAAUCGGUUGUUUCGUCUUUGUACUUCAUGUUUAGUACAAAAGUUUUAUCAGGAGGUUUUUUUUUAUUAUUUCCCAGUAUGCUUUCGCUUUUAA